Molecule: messenger RNA, 1118 nt
Organism: Penaeus vannamei (Pacific white shrimp)
Lineage: Eukaryota; Metazoa; Arthropoda; Malacostraca; Decapoda; Penaeidae
Cellular component (GO): chitin-based extracellular matrix
Molecular function (GO): structural constituent of chitin-based larval cuticle
Source: RefSeq, a predicted model, not a curated record
CGUGUCGGGUGGGUCCAGUCCUCUCUGCGCCAUGAACACCCUCGGUCUUUUGUGCGCCUUCGCCGCCUUCGUCAGCUGCUUAGCUUUCUGUGAUGGUUCCUUCGCCGUAGUCUCUCACGCUCCAACUGCUGCCGUCGCCGUCCACGCUCCGGUUGCGCCAGCGGCCCCCUAUGUCUCCGUGGGACAUCACGCUCCCGUGCCAUUGGCGCCUGCCGCGUCCCAGUACCACGCCCAGGACGAGCUCGGACAGUACUCUUUCGGCUACAGCGGCGGCCCCUCCUCCAGGAGCGAGAGCCGCGACGCCUACGGCAACGUGCGAGGCUCCUUCAGCUACGUCGACUCCUACGGCAACGUCCAGUCCCGAUCCUACGUCGCCGACGGCUUCGGCUUCCGCGUGAUUGGCACCGACGGCCUUCGGCACAAGCGGUCCUACGGCACUUACCCGGCCUCCACUGGCCCCCUGGCCACCGUGUCCCACGUGGCUCCUGUGCUUCACGCUGCUCCUACCUUAGCUUCUGUUGCCUCUCCUCUCGGAGGCUUCUACGGUCACCACGCAGUCCCGUCCUUCGCCAGCUACGGGAGCCACCUGGCCCACCCCUUCGGCCACGUGCUUCGUCACAAGCGCUCCUACGGCACCUACCCGGCCUCCACUGGUCCUCUCAGCACCGUGUCCCACGUGGCUCCAGUGGUUCAUGCUGCUCCUGCAGUGCCCCCUGUGCUUCAUGCUGCUCAUGCUGCAUCCCCUGUGCUUCAUGCUGCUCCUGUAUUGUCCCCUGUGGUUCAUGCUGCUCCAGGCUUUGCUCCUGUUGCCUCCCCUCUCGGGGGCUUCCCCUUUGGACACCACACAGUUCCAUCCGUCACCAGUUACAGAAGCCACCUGGCUCACCCUCUGCUGACUAAAUAUUCUGACUACUAAACUCGUGCUUACACGCCUAAUUGCUGCAAUAAAGCUGUGUUUUAUCUAGUAAAAACAGAUUUGGAAGCAGUGAAAUAUGUGCAUAUAUGUCUCUCCCCCCCCCCCUCCGGCGCCCUCAUGCCCCUCUAUCCAUUUGGUCAACUCUGCCUAGAUCUCUUAUUCGUAACCUUUCUCUGUGUAUGUCUGCUUCCAUACCCUUUCG